Ceratosolen solmsi marchali is the source of this 2188-nucleotide messenger RNA. RefSeq names its product succinate dehydrogenase, subunit A (flavoprotein) (gene SdhA). Gene Ontology annotation, cellular component: respiratory chain complex II (succinate dehydrogenase). Bases 185 to 2170 code for a protein of 661 amino acids. Gene Ontology annotation, biological process: mitochondrial electron transport, succinate to ubiquinone; tricarboxylic acid cycle. The record is from RefSeq and is a predicted model, not a curated record. Gene Ontology annotation, molecular function: succinate dehydrogenase (quinone) activity; flavin adenine dinucleotide binding; electron transfer activity. NCBI's taxonomy places the organism in Eukaryota, Metazoa, Arthropoda, Insecta, Hymenoptera, Agaonidae. The transcript is spliced from 9 exons.
GCAGCAGCAGUAGCGGCAACAGCAGCGGCAAACGUAUCGUUGAAGUAUCCCGGAUUGGAAAGUCCGCGAGAGUCGUCGCAGUAGGAUUUUCACUUGGCGAGUGAAAGACUAAAGAGUUUAGUAGAAGAGUCGGUGAAUCAAAGUUACUAAAGAGGGGGAGCGUGCGAGGUGCACGAGUGCCAGGAUGAACGGGAUGUUGAAGCUUUCGAGCUUCGUCGCCAAGGGCCUGCCGACGACGACGCUAAAUAAAUUAGGCCUACCUAUAAUAACUCAGCGCUCUCUGCACUACACACCGGAUAACAAAACGACAAAGUAUUGUGAUGGAAUUUCAGCAAAUUAUCCAUUAGUCGAUCACACGUACGACGCGGUGGUAGUCGGAGCUGGUGGUGCUGGUCUUCGAGCUGCUUAUGGUCUUGUCGAGGAAGGUUUUAAAACUGCGGUUAUUACCAAGCUAUUCCCAACGAGAUCUCACACCGUUGCCGCUCAAGGAGGUAUUAAUGCUGCCCUUGGAAACAUGGAAGAGGAUAAAUGGCAGUGGCACAUGUACGACACUGUUAAGGGAUCGGAUUGGCUUGGCGAUCAAGAUGCUAUUCAUUAUAUGACGAGAGAGGCCCCGAAAGCUGUCAUUGAAUUAGAAAACUGUGGCAUGCCCUUCAGUCGAACCGAAGAGGGUAAAAUUUAUCAGCGCGCCUUCGGUGGCCAGUCGCUCAAGUUCGGCAAGGGCGGACAGGCCCAUCGGUGCUGUUGCGUCGCCGACCGGACGGGCCACGCCAUCCUCCACACCCUCUACGGGCAGUCGCUGAGCUUCGACUGCAACUACUUCGUCGAGUACUUUGCCCUCGAUCUGCUGAUGGAGGACGGCGAGUGCCGCGGUGUAAUAGCCAUUAGCCUCGAGGACGGCACUCUGCAUCGCUUCCGGGCGAAGAACACGGUACUGGCGACCGGCGGCUACGGACGGGCCUACUUCUCGUGCACGUCGGCUCACACCUGCACCGGUGACGGCACGGCCAUGGUCUCGCGAGCCAACCUAGCCAACCAGGAUCUCGAAUUCGUGCAGUUCCAUCCAACGGGUAUUUACGGAGCUGGCUGUCUCAUAACCGAGGGUAGCCGAGGAGAAGGUGGUUACCUAGUGAAUAGCGAAGGGGAACGAUUUAUGGAACGUUAUGCACCAGUGGCAAAGGAUCUUGCAUCCCGAGACGUAGUCUCGAGGUCAAUGACCAUUGAAAUUCGAGAAGGACGAGGUGUUGGCGCCGAUAAAGAUCAUAUUUACCUACAGCUGCAUCAUUUACCCCCUGAGCAAUUAGCCGCCAGACUUCCGGGCAUUUCAGAAACUGCAAUGAUUUUCGCCGGGGUGGAUGUUACACGCGAGUCCAUUCCCGUAUUACCCACCGUCCAUUACAAUAUGGGUGGCGUACCCACGAAUUACCGUGGCCAGGUUCUCACGAGGAAGGAUGACGCGGAUGUGGUGGUGCCCGGUUUGUACGCCUGCGGCGAGUCCGGCUGCGCGUCUGUCCACGGUGCCAAUCGACUUGGUGCCAACUCCCUCCUGGACUUGGUAGUGUUCGGCCGAGCGUGCGCCAAGACCAUUUCCGAGGAGAACAAACCCGGCGAGACCAUCGGCGAGCUGAAGCAGAAUUCCGGGGAAGCGACGGUGGCGAAUCUCGAUCAAAUAAGGUAUAGGAAAGGCUGUGUACCAACAGCCCAAUUAAGAUUGGAAAUGCAAAAGACGAUGCAAAGUCACGCCGCGGUAUUCAGACAGGCCGAUGUUUUACAAGAAGGUUGCCGACGGAUGCUUGCGCUCUACAAAAACAUAAACGACCUGAAAAUCACGGAUAAAUCGCUCAUCUGGAACUCGGACCUGAUCGAGACCUUCGAGUUGCAAAAUUUAAUGCUCAACGCCUUGCAGACGAUUUUCGCGGCCGAAAAUCGCAAGGAGAGCCGUGGCGCCCAUGCGCGCGAAGAUUUCAAGAAUCGAGUGGACGAAUACGAUUACAGUAAGCCCCUGGAAUCCCAAGAGCCCAAACCUCUGGACCAGCAUUGGCGAAAACACACCCUCACGAACAUCAAUCACGAAACUGGAGAGGUGACAAUCAAUUACAGGCCCGUCAUCGACAAGACACUCGAUGACAAUGAAUGCAGCACCGUACCACCCGCCAUUCGUUCCUAUUAAAUUACAUAAUCCGGCUAU